GCAUGUAGACAUUUGUUGACCAGUCUAACUACAGAACUUGUCUAAUCAACAUUUUGCUGUCUUUGUUCGCAUUUAUGAUAUUCAGCAACUGCUCAAUAGAAGUAAAAUUGCCAGUUAGAAGUGUUCAGUGCUGAAGUCCCACUAGUUACCAAUAGAUCAAGGAAGGCGCCAUGUCAAAUCCCAAGCAACCAGUUAAAUAUACGAAGUUGUUCAUCAACAAUGAAUUUGUCGAUGCUGUUUCAAAGAAGACGUUUCCUACCAUAAAUCCCGCAACAAAAGAAAAGAUCGCAGAUAUUGCUGAAGGAAAUGCGGCAGAUGUGGAUCUUGCUGUCGAGGCAGCCAGAGCUGCGUUUAAUAGAAAAUCUGAUUGGCGGAAGUUAGAUGCAGCAGGACGUGCAAAACUUAUCACUAAAUUGGCUGACCUGAUAAACCGGGAUAUCAAUAUUUUGGCCAAUCUUGAAAGCAUGGACAACGGAAAACCAUUCUCUCAGGCUCUCCUGGAUGUCGACAGGGCAGUCCAAACCCUGAAAUAUUAUGCUGACUGGGCUGAUAAAUAUUUUGGAGAAACUGUUCAGGCUCCAGCUCCUCUAGUGUCUAUGACCAGAAAAGAGCCUGUCGGCGUAGUUGGACAAAUUAUUCCGUGGAAUUAUCCGUUGGUUAUGUUAGCAUGGAAAUUUGGGCCUGCAUUAGCAACUGGUUGCACUAUUGUUUUGAAGCCCGCCGAACAGACUCCGUUGACAGCCUUAUAUGUGGCGGCUCUCUCCAAGGAAGCUGGAUUUCCAGAUGGUGUAAUUAAUGUCAUUACUGGAUAUGGUCCUACAGCUGGAGCAGCUAUUUCCGGGCACAUGGGUGUGAAUAAAGUUGCAUUCACAGGAUCCGUCCAAGUUGGAAAACUUAUAAUGAAGGCAGCAGCUGAAUCGAAUUUGAAGCGCGUCACCCUUGAAUUGGGUGGAAAGAGUCCUUUGGUCAUAUGCGAAGAUGUGAAUUUGGAUGAAGCUGCCGCCAUUGCUCAUGAUGCCAUAUUUGCCAAUCAUGGCCAAAAUUGUUGCGCAGGUAGUCGAACCUUUGUCCAUGAAAGCAUCUACAACGAAUUCGUUGAGAAGGCUUCGGAUUUAGCCAAGCAAAGAAAGGUUGGCAAUCCUUUCGUUGAAGGAAUCAUGCAAGGACCACAAGUCGAUGCAGAGAUGUAUCAUAAAGUUAUGGAAUAUAUUCAAGUUGGCAAAAGUGAAGGUGCAAAAAUUGAGACUGGCGGAAAACCGGCCAGCACUGCAGGUUACUUUGUUGAGCCUACUGUAUUUUCCAACGUAACAGAUGACAUGAAAAUCGCAAAGGAGGAGAUUUUCGGACCGGUUCAGUCUAUCUUGAAGUUCAGAACGCUAGAUGAAGUUAUUGAGCGGGCUAACAGGACAUCGUAUGGUUUAGCAGCAGGAAUUGUUACCAAGGACAUCAACAAAGCAAUGAAGUUCGCUCAGGAAGUGGAGGCUGGAUCAGUUUGGAUCAAUUGCUACAAUGCUGUCAUACUGCAGGCACCAUUCGGAGGAUUCAAGCAAUCUGGUAUUGGUCGUGAACUUGGGAAAGAUGCAUUAGAAAAUUAUUUGGAGACGAAAACGAUUACUAUGCGUAUUGCUGAUGUAAAUUGAACAGUUGUUUCCUACAUUCAUUCGGAUUAGAACUUUUUCUCUUCAUGGAAUUAUUGGAUUGAAUAAAGCAUGAACAACAUUUUGAUUAUGUGGUUCAAAGAAAGGUAA
Messenger RNA from Hermetia illucens (black soldier fly), 1748 nucleotides. Its product is annotated as aldehyde dehydrogenase X, mitochondrial-like. The coding region runs from base 171 to 1640 and encodes 489 amino acids. Lineage: Eukaryota; Metazoa; Arthropoda; Insecta; Diptera; Stratiomyidae. Gene Ontology annotation, molecular function: aldehyde dehydrogenase (NAD+) activity. The record is from RefSeq and is a predicted model, not a curated record. The transcript is spliced from 7 exons.